Messenger RNA from Phaedon cochleariae (mustard beetle), 861 nucleotides. NCBI's taxonomy places the organism in Eukaryota, Metazoa, Arthropoda, Insecta, Coleoptera, Chrysomelidae. The record is from the annotation of a GenBank genome assembly.
AUGAUUGCAGCAGGACUCUGGAGAAUUCUCAAAACUCCUAUACCCAAGGAACUCUGCAAUGUGAAAUAUAGUUCCACCUACUCAGAAAUUACAAAGGUCCAGUUUAUAAAUGGAAUUAAAAGUAUAAAAUUGCAUGAUCAAAAGACCAGAAACUCCUUAUCCAUCAUCAUGAUGGAAGAUCUUAUAAGACACAUCAACAGUGAUGGAAACAAUAAAAACCUGAGAGUCAUUGUGUUGUCUGCUGAUGGAAACAUUUUUUCUGCUGGACACAAUCUGAAAGAACUUACUCUAGAAGCUGGGAAAGCACAGCAAGAAAAGGUUUUCCAACUGGCCACACAUCUAAUGCACAGCAUUAUCAAUUGCCCUGUUCCUGUGAUAGCUCAGGUCAAUGGAUUGGCAGCUGCUGCAGGUUGUCAAUUGGUUGCACAAUGUGAUAUUGCCAUAUGUACUGAAAACAGUUCAUUUUCUACCCCUGGCUCCAACUUUGGAAUAUUUUGUUCUACUCCAGGAGUUCCUAUGGCUAGGAAAGUGCUCAGAUCUACAUCCUUGAACAUGCUCUUGACAGGACUGCCUAUAUCAGCCUCAGAAGCCAAAUCUAGUGGUUUGGUCACCACUGUCUGUCUUGCUGAAGAUCUUGAUAUGGAAGUGAACAAGACCUGUGAGGCCAUCAAAUCCAAAAGCCGAUCUGUCAUAGAAUUAGGUAAAAAGUUUUUCUAUGAGCAAAUCGAUAUGGAUAUCAAGAAAGCAUAUUAUCUUGGAGCAGCCAAGAUGUUGGAGAAUUUGGGAAUGGAAGAUGGACAGGAAGGAAUCAAAAGUUUUGUAGAAAAAAGAAAACCAAAAUGGUCACAUGGGAAUUAUUAA